AUAAUUAAGACACACAAUUGACUAAAGGGGAGUUUGACCGCAAUUGAUUUGAAGAUAAACCAUGGUAAAAUUUCUGAAGGUGAGUAUUAGUUUCAAAUUUGUAUUAUCAUUAAAACUGUGUUUGAUUACCGCUGUUUGAAAAACUCACGGUAAAUACUCUUCAGCAUCAACCAAAGUUAGCAACAGUCUGACGCAGGUGCAGCAUGCAACUUAGGGUUUGUUUUGUGUGAGAACAUGGCGGAAGGCAGUGACAGUGCUCUGGAGAUUUUUCAGCCUCCUAAGAGGACCAAAUCUGAAGUGUGGUUGUAUUUAGGGUUUUACAAGAGUACUGAGGAAAACUUAAUUGAAGGUGGUCACCCUGUCUGCAGAACAUGCAACAAAAAAUUUGCUGCGAAAGGGGGCAACACUUCAAAUCUCUUGAGUCAUCUUCGUGACCACCACCCACUACUUUAUAGCGAAUGCAAGAGUGGGCGUGCAGCAGGCAAGCCCAGUGGUGCUACUGGUCCCUCAUCUACAGUUGUGACACAGGCACUCAAGCAUUUAACAGUGCCUCAUGAUCUGAGUCCCAAGGAGAAACAGGAGUUGGAGAGCAUACGCCGCAGGAAACAAGAACUACUGCAGGACAUACAGAGGCUGAAGGAUGAGAUAGAAGAGGUGACGAAUGAAAUUGACAACCUGGGCAUUACCAAAGAGAGAAAAAGCAUGCAGAGAAACAAGCAGGUGUCCAUGGGCCGUAAGAAGUUCAACAUGGACCCCAAGAAGGGGAUCCGGUUUUUGAUUGACAGCGGUCUGCUGAAGAACACCAGCAAUGACAUCGCCCAGUUUCUCUAUAAAGGGGAGGGGCUUAACAAGACCGCCAUCGGAGACUAUCUGGGGGAGAGAAAUGACUUCAAUCUUGAGGUUCUACAUGCCUUCGUGGAGCUGCAUGAAUUCACAGACCUCAACCUGGUCCAGGCCCUCAGGCAGUUCCUUUGGAGUUUCCGGUUGCCAGGCGAAGCUCAGAAGAUCGACAGGAUGAUGGAGGCUUUUGCCCAGAGAUACUGUCACUGUAACCCUGGGGUCUUCCAGCACAGCGAUACGUGUUAUGUGUUGUCGUUUGCUGUGAUCAUGCUGAACACCAGUCUCCAUAACCCCAAUGUGAAGGACAAACCCUCCCACCAGAGAUUCAGCGCCAUGAACAGAGGAAUCAACGAUGGAGGUGACCUGCCUGAGGACCUACUCAGGAACCUGUAUGAGGGUAUAAAGAACGAGCCCUUUAAAAUUCCAGAGGAUGAUGGGAAUGACCUCACACACACUUUCUUCAACCCUGACCGGGAGGGCUGGCUACUCAAACGAGGAGGGCGUGUGAAGACAUGGAAGAGACGAUGGUUCAUCCUCACAGACAACUGCCUGUACUACUUUGAGUACACUACUGAUAAGGAGCCUAGGGGUAUCAUCCCUCUGGAGAAUCUGAGUAUUAGAGAGGUGGACGACUCCAAGAAACCAAACUGUUUUGAGCUGUUCAUCCCUGACCACAGGGAUCAGGUGAUCAAGGCAUGUAAGACCGAGGCGGACGGACGUGUUGUCGAGGGCAACCACACUUUCUAUCGAAUCUCCGCCCCCACAGCCGAGGAAAAGGAGGAGUGGAUCACCAGCAUAAAAAAUGCCAUCAGCAGGGACCCCUUCUACGAGAUGCUGGCAGCCCGGAAGAAGAAGGUGUCUGCCCUGACAAGUCUGUAGAAAAGACCCAGGCUCCAGCACUUCAGCAGGAGGAGCAGGCCUCACUCUAUUCUACAGCCCAGUGUUUGUGCCCAUGGACCUGAACUAAAGGACCUAUGGAACUGUAUACACAAGAAAGCAGAAGAUCCCCCAAGCCUGUUGGAAGUCUAGGUGGACGCUGUCAUCAUAUUGAUCUUGUUUUCAUCAGAUUCAUAAACAUUGGAGGGGAAGGAUUAUGAAGGGGCACAGGGUUGGGACAGGAAUGCAGAGAGGAUUAAUGUCCCUUUUCAGCGCCCUCUACAGGAAGUUAAAUAAUGCAAUAUUAUGCUUUGAUAAAAAUUAACAGAGAAAGGCAACAUGAACCUAUUUUUACACAAACCUCUUUUUCUGAGGGUUCUUGUCAUAGUGCUGUUGUAACUACAUACAAUUUCUUUCUGAAUGGUUCUCAUAACAAACCACCACUGUUUCUCCUCUCUCUCUGUCUCUCUGUAUGUGUUUCUCUCGCUGUCUCUCUCUCUCUGUCUCUGUUUCUCUCUUUCUUUGGUUCCAUGUUUGUUUAAAUGUGUCCAGGUAAUUGAUAGGAAUUGCCAGGGACUGACCUCACGAUGCAAUAUCACGCUACUUAGGUGCCGAUGCGAUUCUCACGAUUCUAUAUGUAUUGAGAUUCGAUACUGUGAUUUUGCAAUUUGAUAUUCCAAACAUAUUUCUCAGGAUAUGUCUGCUGCAGAGGGACAAGAGAGCCAUGAGAUAAUGAGUUUUGAUCAGUCAUGGAAAUGAAAGUGAUGAAAACAAAUUGGCUCCCCAUUUCAAAAUAAGAUGGAGAACAAGCUAUAAAGGAGUUUUGGUGCAGGUUAAGCCAACUAGCGCAACAGUAAUAUUGCCAUAUUGUCAAAACGAUAUGAUACAUCAUCAAAAUUAAUAUCCCGAUAUGUAACCGUACCGAUUUUAUUGCCGCAUCACUAGUAAUUGGGCUGUCAGUGAGUCAGGGUUUGAGAAAUGGGAGCUGAGUUGGGAAGUUGCAAAAAACUGUCUCUGCCCAAAGCCUUUCUCUGCCAUCCCUCUGUUACUGCAACUGCACAGUCACGUGGAAGGAGGAGGAAGAAAUGAGGGUGAGAGGUAGACAAAGGAUCAAAACAUAUCACUUUGUUUCGGGUUGAACUAUUCAGUCUUUUAUUCUGAUAUUGUGACAAUUAAAAGUACUUUGUAGAAGCAGCAAUAUGUUUGCAGAGAAAGGAUUUGUUUAAUAAAUAAAAGACCUAAGGUCUAAGACCUUAUUACAGUGUUAUACAGUUGUGUGCUGUCUGUUACAAAUGUGUUAUAAGAGAUGCAUUUCUGUCAUAUCAAUGUGCUCUUUGGAGGGCUGUGAUUUCAGUUUUUAUAAUGGCAAAUAAAUUAAUCGACAAUGGUUUUGUUCUCAAUGUACUGAUUAUGAAAUGCAAGUCAAGCUUGAAUUAUAGGUUUAUUUACCUAUAAUGCACAUCAUUUAUUGUUUGUUUUGUAUCAUAAAGGUUUGUGCUGUAUGCCAUCAUGUGUUUGUUCAUUUGAUUUCAGAUUACCAAAAAUAAAUCUCCAAUGCUCA
Molecule: messenger RNA, 3277 nt
Organism: Oncorhynchus mykiss (rainbow trout)
Lineage: Eukaryota; Metazoa; Chordata; Actinopteri; Salmoniformes; Salmonidae
Source: RefSeq, a predicted model, not a curated record